Diuraphis noxia (Russian wheat aphid) is the source of this 4570-nucleotide messenger RNA. RefSeq lists its product as uncharacterized. The record is from RefSeq and is a predicted model, not a curated record. Lineage: Eukaryota; Metazoa; Arthropoda; Insecta; Hemiptera; Aphididae.
UAUGAGUUUAUGACUUAUUUUUUCUUGCUGUAAAUUGUAAUUUGUAAUGCUGUCGCCUGUCACUCGGCAUCUAUGGUGUGUCACGGCAUUAGUGUAUUGUAUUGCUUCAUACUAUUAGUUACCUUUAUCAAGUAAUUCAAACAUUUUUUAAAAACAAAAAGGAACAAUAAUAAAAAAUGGACCAUAUUAAUCAGCAUGCAACAAUGAACACUAAUUUUAGUGAAAAAGCUUUUGAUGCUAUUUUAAAUAAUAUCAAAUUAGAAAAUGAUUCACUUUUUAAUGACGAGUCAAGUGAUACAGAAGAUUCUGUUUAUGUACCUUAUAAGUCUAUUGAUAACAACGGUACAAAACAACAAGAUGAAAUGUAUGAAUCAGCAUCUACAUCUUUUGAAAAGAAUGCUAAUGAUGAAUCAAAUAUGCAGGAACAUACAGAUACAGAAUUAGUUGAUGGUGAAAUUAUAAGUAUCCAUGCAAUUUAUCCGACAACUGCAUUACAAACAAUGGAAUUAACGUCAACACUUAUACAACAUACUUGCCGUCAAUGUUUUUGGUGUAAAAAAGUUUUUCGUUUUAUUGACAUUCCUUCACAUAUUGGUGAAAUACAUAGUAUUGACAAGCAAAAUGAAUGUUUAAAAAUUGAGUCCUCAUUGUCCGUUAAUUCAUGCUUUUGUGCUUUUUGUUGGGAAUUCCUACAAAAAGCUGUAGAACAAGGAGAAUUGUCAGGACAUAUUGUUAUAUCAAGUAAUAAAACCGAGGCUAGAAAAUGUUCAAUACAUUUCUGCUCUCUGCCUUCCUUUUAUAAAAUGUCUGUAGAUCAGUGUGAAUUUAUUAAAAAAAUAAUAUCAACAUUUGAAUAUUGUGGUUUAGCUCUAGUUCAAUCUAAAAACAAAUCUUCAGAUUUCUUGACAUUUCCCUUUUGUCUUUGUGAAGUUCAUACAACCUUGAUUUUUGCAAUGUCAUCAUGUCAAAUCUGCUGUAGCAAACUGAAUGAACCACUUAACACUGAUGACUGGUUAAUGUACGAAAAGUGGAAUUUGGUAUUGGUUCAAAAUGGUCUUCCUUUAAUGCUACAAUCCGGUAUGUUCAUAUGUAUGACUUGUAAAGGAUACAUUUCCAAAAUAAAUCCUGGUUUCCCAAUUGAUGACUUGGAAUUUUUACGGRRAAAUAUAUUUAUAACCAAUGCAGCUCGUUUAGAAUUAUAUGGAAAAUCACAGUAUAAUUUCAAUAUACGUCAAAGAUCAAUAAAUGUGGCAUCUCCCUUUGUUGUUGCUAAGAUUAAAGAUGAAAAUGAUUAUGUUCGUUCAACAAAAGUUAAGUUUUCUGAUCCUUUGAUUACUACAACUUAUCACUAUGAAUAUGGCUAUUAUAAAAAUAAUACAGAAUUAAUAACAAGCACUGCAUUAUUAAAUGUAAGUGAACAAAAUCUGUGUACACCUAAAUUAGAACCAAUAGAUGAAGGACAUGAUGUUGAACAGCAUGAAGAAAACUCCAGAACAUUGACUCCAUCAAAUCAUGUUCUAGGACAUGACAACAAUCUGCGUACACCUAAAUUAGAACCAAUAGAUGAAGGACAURAUGUUGAACAACAUGAAGAAAACUCCAGAACAUUGACUCCAUCAAAUCAUGUUCUAGGACAUGACAACAAUAAAAAUUUGAAUGGUGAUCAUCAAUUGAAAAAUUACAAUACCAAUAUAACUAAAAAUAAAGAGAUUAAUCAAUAUCAAAACAUUGUCCAUCAUAAUUUACCUAAAAAUCAAUAUCAAGUUGAUUUAGAAAUUGUUAAAAAUGAAUCAAAGAUUAUUGAUUCUCGUCAAAUUGUUAGAGUGCACAAUAAAAUAGAUAAUAAUCAAAGCAGGCUAAAUUCUCAUAUUAUAAGUACUGGUGCCCAAGAUAAACUAAAAGAAGAUAGUGAAUAUAUGAACAAAAAAAAUACAAAUUUUAGAACUGUUAAUUUAACAGAGACUGACAAUAAAAUGUAUUCAUUUAUUGCAGCAGUAGAACCAUGUAAUGUGAUAAUUAAUCCUGUUUCAAUGAAGAGAAAACAAAACAAUGUUAUAUGCCAUUCAAUUUCAAAUAAUGAUGUGAAGAAACAAAGACUAAAUGAAAAAUAUAGUUCCUGUGAUAAUAAUUCUACAAAUGAUCAUACUACCAAAUCCUACCCAGUUAAAUAUAUUCCUCGUCCAAGUAUUUUAAAUAUGAUCUCCAAAAAUGAAAAUGUCAUGAAUUCUGAAUUAAUUGCUGUUCAAGAUCGGUCAAACAAUGAAGAAUCGUUAAAACUGCGUAGCAAUUCAAUGAAAGACAUUAAAUUGAAAACAAAUGUGCCAUCAAUUGAAAUAAAAAAUUCUUACGGUUCAAACCCAAGUUGCAGUAGUCCACUGCAGUUUAAACGUGUAUUAAAAAAAAUUUCACCAUUUUGGAAAACGAAAAAUUCUUCUAUAGAAAGAAUUGAAAAUGUUCCGUCAAAUAUAUCUGAUACUGAAAGUAGUCCAGAUUCUAUAAUUCUAUCAGAUUCUGAAUAUUUAUUAGAUUCUGAAAUUAGAGUAUCUGAUACUGAUGUUUUAUUGGAUACUGAAAUAUUUUCUGAGAGUGACAAUGAAGAAAUAUUAUCUAUCGUCGAUAUAGAAGAAACAGAUUAUAUGGUUGUAGUCUCAGAAGGAGAUUUGGAUUCAGAUUCUGACUGUGAAAUUAUAUCAAAUAAUGAAAAUUCACUAGAUGUUGAAAUUAUAUCGAUUGAUAAUAAUAAACUCGAAUGUAAAGAGUCUGAAUGUAUAAUUGUAUCUGAUCCUGGAGAGAAAUUCAAAAAUAAAAAAUUAUCUACUUUCAAAGUUAUUAAAACAGGAUCAGAUAGUGAAAUAUUAAUGAAUCAUGCUAAAAUCAUUGAAACUUAUAUUAAAAAUGAGAAUGAAAAGGUAAAUUAUAUAGUUGCAUUUGAAAAUGAAAUUAAACCUUCAGGUGAUAAGGUAUCCACAUGCAUAGUUAUAUCUGAUAAUACUAUGGGAUUCGAUAAUAAAAAAUUAUCUACCUAUAAGAUUCAUGUUGAAAAAGGAUCGGAUUGUAAAAUAUUUUUGGAUAGUGAAAAGGUCAAAAUUACGUCUGAGAAAGAGAAUAAAAAUGUGAUAGUAUUUAAUGAUGAAAUUGAACAUUCUGAUAAUAAGAAAUUCAAAUGUAUAAUUAUAUCAGAUAAUGAGAAAGAAUACACUAAUAAGAAUAUAUGUACAUUCAAAAUUGUAUCCGAUGUUCAAGACAGUCUAGCUUUUGAAAUGUCGUAUGGUAACGCUAUCUUUGGCAUUGAAAGUGGGUAUAGAAAAACAAAAUACAUAAUUAUGUCAGUUAAUGAAAUUGAAUCACAUAGCGAUGACCAAUCCAAAUAUAUGAUAUCAGGUAAUACACAGAAAUUCAAUAAUAAAAAUUUAUCCAACUCGAAAAUGGUGAAAAAAAAUAUUCUAAAAGGAUCAGGUUCUGUAUUAUUGGAUGGUGAAGAAUCCCAUGAAAUAUUACCCAAUAGUAAGAAUGGAAGAAUAAAAUAUAUGAUUGCGCCUGAUGGGGAAAUCGAAACUGAUAGUGAUGAGCAAUCUGAUAACGAAGAAAUAUUCAGUUAUAAAAAAGUAUCAGAUAUUAUAAUUACUUCAAAUGGUACAAUUGAAGUGGAUGAUUCACAGGGUGAGCAAUCUGAUAACGAAGAGGAGUUCAAUGUUAAAAAAAUAUCUGAUAUUAUAAUUCCGUCAAAUAGUACAAUUCAAGUUAAUGAUUCACAGGGUUUAAAAACGUCAGAUGAUAAUAAUUCUAUUAAUAACUCUAAAAUUAAUAGCGAUAAUAGGUCUUCACAGUUACAAAUCAAAUCGGGACAUCCAUUUCCUUAUCUAGAACAGACUGCUAAUGAAAAUAGCAAUCAUGAUGAUGAAAAUUAUGAUCAAUUAAUUGAUUAUUUUAAACCAUAUUUAUCAGCAAUAGAAUGUUAUUUUGAAAAUUCUGACAACCCAUUAUUCAAAGAAUUAUAUAUCUCGUUAGGCAAUAGUGCAAUAAACAUGCUUCUGUAUCUGAUGGAAAACUUGCGAAUGUUAUACUUAGGAGAUCUGUCUAUUGCUGAUUCAGCCGAUGAAUUUUCUAAAAAAUAUUUAACAGAACAAAAAGAAAUAUUAUACAAUUAUUUUGGUGAUCCCAAUCACAAUAUUAAUGCCUCAAAGCCAUUUAUACAUCCAUCAUCGCAUCUACAUAAGUACAGCAAACGAUUAUCGGCCGAUGUUGGACCACUUAUAAUCAAAAACACAACGAUUACAUCUAGUUCACCGGUCCAGAAUAAUUCAAUUGCUUCAAAAAAUCAAACCCAAUUUUUAACAUACUCAAAUCCAAAUAUUCGAUUCCCAGUUGCAAUAAAAAAAAAAACAGUCAAUAAAAAUAAACUUAAGAACAGCCAACUGCAAAAAAUGCCAUAAAUUAAACAAACCUGGUUGCUUUUGAAACCUAACCAUUUAGUAAAAAAUGCUUAUUGUUGUAGGUAAUUCCACUAGGUUUUUUUAAUGAUUUUUAUCUUGUUGAAUUUAAUUUCUGACUGAUUUAUUUUAAAUUAUUA